AUGCCUCUCGUCGAAGUCAUCCCAAACAAUGCUACAUCAACCGUCGCCCCCCGCUGGACCUACGUAGUCGACACCGGCUACGAUCCCUCCAAAGUGGCCUUCAACCCCAAAGACCGCAAACGCGUCCCCGCACGUCCAGGAGGACCGCGGGGGGAUACGGAGCUUUCAGCACGCCAGCAAACAGCGAUCGCACGGAGGAUAGCAGAGUUAUCGAGGGACAAUGACCCUAAGCAGGUCAUAGCCAUUCCGUGGAAAGGCGCUGCAGCAAAAACACAGAACACAAGGCGGAUCCUACAGUACCAGAGACAGAUCAAGCACUGGUUGGACGACGAGGAAGCUUUACUCCAGCAGGCACCUCCGCCUAGGGCGCCCGCGGCUACCGGAAGGGCUGCCGCUUUGCGAAGACGGAGCACACUCGCCUCGAUACCUCCCACACCUGCAGAAGCGACGACGGCAGAAGCGACACCAGCACCUACUGCAUACGCGCCGCAGCCCAAUCCUGAGCUCGACUCGAUCCUCUCGGUGGAGAAGUCCAGACCCGCCCCUCUCAACCCCGCAGAGCUCGAAGCGUUGCUAUCCGCUCCUCCGCUGCUAUACGGCGAGUCGCAUGCGACACUUGGGGCGGGAGGGCCACCGCAGCGGCGCUUCUGUGAUAACUGCGGGUACUGGGGAAAGAUCAAAUGCUUGAAGUGCGGCGCGAGGAUAUGUGGGUUGGAGUGUAAAGAUGCUCAUGAGGCCACGCGCUGCUUGAAGUGGGCCUGA
Molecule: messenger RNA, 762 nt
Organism: Westerdykella ornata
Lineage: Eukaryota; Fungi; Ascomycota; Dothideomycetes; Pleosporales; Sporormiaceae
Exons: 2
Coding region: 1-762 (253 amino acids)
Biological process (GO): chromatin remodeling
Cellular component (GO): Swr1 complex
Molecular function (GO): nucleosome binding
Source: RefSeq, a predicted model, not a curated record